Hyaloscypha bicolor E is the source of this 1321-nucleotide messenger RNA. RefSeq lists its product as uncharacterized. The record is from RefSeq and is a predicted model, not a curated record. Bases 278 to 1321 code for a protein of 347 amino acids. Lineage: Eukaryota; Fungi; Ascomycota; Leotiomycetes; Helotiales; Hyaloscyphaceae. The transcript has 2 exons.
GGCGUCCCAUGGAGCCUGAGCCUGAUGGAGGUGAAGUUUCAUAAGGUGAGGCUCAUCAUGGGUGCUGUUGGUUCGGGAGUGUCCGUCCGAUUGGCUGGAGGUUCAGGUGUUGCAAGACUUAUCUCAGGCUUUCAGCUCGCCGACUACAUAGCGAACGCCUCGCCGAGCAGGGCUUCUAACCUCCCAUAAUCUAGACAAGUUCUCUGAUACUCGUCUCUUUCUCUUUCUUCUCCGAGCCAUUUUAUAUAUAUCUUCCGAAACCCGCCCACAGCCGGUGAUGUCAUCCUCAGAUCUCAAAGGCUCGUUCUCCUUCGGCUCGGGUGACACACGGCUUCUCGUCUCAUCUCCUGAAGGAGAGAUCACAGCCGCAGUCUCAUCACAUGCCAUGUCACUUGCGAGCCCUGUAUGGAAGAAGUUUAUAUCUCCGCCAUGGCGGCCGUCUCAGAUUAGCAAGACGAACAAAACCUCGAGGUCAGAGGAAGACGGGGGCGCCAGACUUAGUUCUGGAACGCAGCUUGACGAACCGCUGGACUUCAGAGAAGACGAUGCAGACGCCUUGCUUCUGAUCCUUCGGAUCGCGCAUUUAGAUUUUAUUUCGGUGAAGAAACGCCUGAGUGUUGAGGAGCUGUACAAUCUUGCGAUCUUGUGUGACAAGUAUGACUGUGUGCAUUUGAUCAAGCCGUGGGUGGAUGAGUGGUUCAGAGACGCGCCGCUUCAGAUCGUAGGGGAAUCCGCAAAACGUAUUUUCAUUGCCUGGUCUUUUGGGCGGACUGAAAGGUUUAGAAUUGCCGCGUCUCUACUGCUCAUGCAGAGUGGUAUGGAUGAAGCUGGCCAGCUUCUGGACUUGAAAGGACAGGCUAUACCAGAAGUAAUGCCUCCGGGAAUAAUAGUGGCUAAGGGAUGUGCAGAGGAGAUCAUGUCCCUUCGUCGGACGGCGAUAGAGAAUCUUCUUGAGAUCCCACGACGCCGAAUCAAGAGCUACAAGGACAACAAAACCACCAUGUGUCGCUACAGUAGACCUGGAUGUGACGCUAUCAUAUAUGGUUCUCUAAUCCGUGGAUUGGAUCUCCGCAACCUCCAUCCAGAUAUGAAGCCCGAAGACGUUCGUCUGAGCAUCAGAACCCUAGCGGAUGUAAUCUCCAAUCUCGAGAUUUAUCCAUAUUAUUCAGCGAAAGGCGGUGUUCAUGACGACUGCUCUCUCUCGGACUUCGCAUCAGCUACCGCAUCGGUGCUUUCAAAUAUCGGCAGUCCCGUUCUUGAAUCCCACCUUCGACACAUGAAGGAACAGUCAAGGAAACUCCUCGGAGAAUUAGAUCCUUGA